Messenger RNA from Diversispora eburnea, 156 nucleotides. The record is from the annotation of a GenBank genome assembly. Lineage: Eukaryota; Fungi; Glomeromycota; Glomeromycetes; Diversisporales; Diversisporaceae.
AUGCUACAAAUCUCUUCAACAAUAUUACCACUUCAUGAAGAUUAUAAAAAACCAAUUCGUUCAGCUGAGUUUUUGAGUUCAACUAUUUAUCCACCUCCUUCUGACAAAGUUACAUUUAGUGUUGAAGAAUAUGAAAUUUUUAAAGUUACAAAUAAG